GAUGGAGUAAAAAUGAGGAGUGAAAACAAAGAGUUAGGAGCAGGAGGUGUGGAUAAAGCCGGUCGGGAGAGUGCAGGCAGCGGCUGAUCGCUGUGGAGGGCGAUAACCAACUCCCCUGUGAGGUAACCCCUGCCCGAGAGGAGCCAGUAUUUAUCCACCUGUGUUGUUGGGGCGACGCUUCAAAGCCCAGAUGAAGAAGAGGAGGGAGAUGAAAAUGGUUCAGAUGUUGAGUUUCCCGUGGCCUCAGAGGAAGUCUACGAAAUAGUGGGUACUCUUUCUAAACCCGAGAGUACUAUUCCACUUUUCGCAAUGGAAACAUAUGCAGUUCCCUCUCGAGAAGCACUGUUAAGCCACUUGCUUGAGUGUGAAAUUAUUUUGUAUAAUAUCACUGAGGAUGCAAACCAAAUUGAGGAAGCAACAUGGGCUGCUUCUGCCCUACAUAAGGAAAUACAGACUUUUACAAAACAAAAGAUAUUCAUCCUCAUUUCAACAAUAAUGACCUGGGGAAAUACCAAACCCCUUGAUGCUGAAAAUCCUGAGGUUCCUUUUAAUGAUCAAGAUUUUCGCAAAAGAAGAUCUCAUCCUAGCUUUAUGGAUUACAUAAAUGCUGAAAAACACAUUGUAAAACUCGGGAAAACUAAAAAAGAAAAGUUUUCAACGUAUGUUGUUGCCUCAGGACAUCAAUAUGGAGCUGAGGAAGAACUCUUUCACUACUUUUUUAAGAUGUCUUGGCUUGGUGAGACUCCUGCAAUACCUGUUUUUGGAGAUGGAAACAAUAUUAUUCCAACCAUUCAUAUUCGUGAUUUAGCAGUAGUGUUGCAAAAUGUAGCUGACCACAGGCCAGACUUACAGUAUGUACUUGCAGUAGAUACAUCGAUGCACACUCUUGAAGAAUUAGUAAAGUGUAUCAGUCAAAAUAUUGGACCAGGAAAAAUUGAGAAGGUUCCUAAAGAAUAUGCUUUCCUUCGCAAAGAGCUAACACAAAAGCAGUUGGAUAUGUUGUUUGUGAACCUGCGAAUGGAACCUGUUCAUCUGAAAGAGAAUUUCAACAUGAGGUGGGUCGCUGAAGAAGGACUGAUAGAGAACAUUACACAAGUUGUCACAGAAUACAAGCAAACUCGAGGAUUACUGCCUCUCAAAGUUUGCAUUCACGGUCCUCCUGCGUCUGGCAAAACUACCAUUGCUAAGGAGCUCUGCAGACACUACAAGCUACAUUAUGUUAGGAUAAAUGAAGCGAUUUCUGAAAAAAUUGCAUAUCUGGAGGAAAUUGUGGCUAAAGCCCUUGACAGGGUGCAAGUAGAAGUCGAACUAGAAGGAGAAGAUGUACAGGAGGAGGAGGGUGAAAAUGUAGAAGCAGCAAAGGAAUUAUUAGAGGCAAUAAAAGAAAGCAUGAAGAAGAAUAAAGGUCGUCUAGGUCAUGAGUAUCUUAUUGAAAUUAUGAAGGACAAGCUCAUGUCUAUGCCUUGUAGGAAUCAGGGAUAUGUUUUAGAUGGGUUCCCAGAGACAUAUGGACAGGCAAGGGAUCUUUUUAAAGUGGAAGAUGAUGAAGAAGAAGAGGAAGAGGAAGAAGCAAAAGGCAAAAUGCCUAAAUUUAAUGAAAUAAUCAUUCCUGAAUUUAUUUUUUCUUUGACUGCAUCUGAUGAAUUCCUUAUAAACAGAAUAAUAAAUCUGCCAGAGAAUGAAGUUGUUGGAACUCAUUAUACUGAGGAACAGUUCCUGCAAAGUCUGAAACGCUUCCGCAAGUUAAAUACUGCUGAUACGACGGUUCUCAACUAUUUUGAUGAACUUGAAAUACAUCCUCAGCUUAUUGAUAUAGCUGUAUAUGAAGACUCUGAGAACAGCCUAACUGUAUCAAAGAUCAUCAAAGAAAUUGGAGAACCUCGGAAUUAUGGUUUGACAGAUGAAGAAAAGGAGGCUUUGGAACGCCAAGCAGCUGAGGAACGCAUUGUCAAAGAAGCUCAAGAAAAAGCUGAACAAGAGCGUAAAGAAGCUAAGGAAAGGGAAGAAAGAAUGGCAAGAUUGGAAGAGUGGAAUAAACAACAGGAGGAAGUGAAAAAACAAGAACAAGAAUUAUUGGAGGCACAGUCUAUUCCACUACGAAAUUAUUUAAUGAAGAAUGUCAUGCCAACACUUAUGCGAGGGAUAAACGAAUGUUGUAGGAUCAGGCCAGAUGAUCCAGUCAAUUUUCUGGCUGAAUAUCUCUUCAAGAACAGUCCUGAUAUCGACUGGAAUAAACGUUAAAUCCUAGCAACGAUAGGAAUUGUGAAACAAAAAGGGAGAAAAGUCCUAAUACAUUUUAGAUAAAAAUACUUAGUUUCUGAUGUUAUUUUUGUUUAGGCUUACUAUGUAAUCUUCAUUUUCCUUUCUCAUACUUUAUUACUAUUUUGUACUGGGUUUUUAAUACUCUUCUACAACAUUUUCAUUUGCUGCUUGUAUUGAUUAAUACAUUUACAUGUCUGUAUAUUAUUUUCCUAAUCCUUAGUGAAUGUAGGCAGCUAGCCUGAGAAAAACUUUUAUUAAAAAAAAAAAAAAAAAAAAAAAGGUAUUUCUACUGAAAAGGAAAAUAAAUAGAAGCAGCAAGCUGUCUUAUUUCCUCUCCCAGCUACCAAGAGGCAAAAAGUCACACAAUACAGUCUUCUUGUGCUGCACUGAAGACUGACUAAUAAACGAUUUCCCUGCGCAGGUAUGACAUAAAACCUGUGUUUUAUUUUGGUAUCAAACACACGGCUGUAGGACUUGUUUAAUUAUCUUCAACAUCCCACACCAGAUACAUAUUUUCUAGAGAUUUUUGAAGAAUCUAGACAGCACAUGGCUGUCCUUCUUAAUUUUGUUGUCUUCAUCCAGUGGUCACAGGAACCAUAUCUCCAGUGACUGAGCUGAAACUGCAUACUUGGUGUAAAACAAACAUGUGAUUUUGUCAAAACAGAAGUCAAGGACCCUUUGUGCAAAAGGAAGGGGGGAAAAGUGGAGGAGCUGAAAGAAUAGUGAUACAGAAACAUUUUACAGCUAUUUUGCCUGUAACUUUGAGUAUCAGAAUUUUAGAUAUGUUAAUGCUCGAUGUUUUUAUUCAGAUAUAUUAGUGUUUUUAUAGAAUAUCUUAUUUCAUCUGUUUUCAUAGUCACACAGACAAGUCGGGAAUAGAGUUCAGAACCAUCAUCUCCUACUCUAAGAAAACACAUAUUUUUGUGAUCUGUGUGUCAUAUAUGCUGUCAGCCCAAGAUAUCAUUUAUCCUGUGAGGCAGUUGAAGAUGAAAUAAUUGGUAGCUUUAGACAAUUUUUUAGUUUGAAAGUGUCAUUUUUCAGAAUUAAAGAUGAAACCUGGACACUCAAAAAGAGAGGGUAAA
Hirundo rustica (Barn swallow) is the source of this 3344-nucleotide messenger RNA. It is a transcript of the gene AK7, whose product is annotated as adenylate kinase 7. The transcript is spliced from 18 exons. Gene Ontology annotation, biological process: nucleobase-containing compound metabolic process. Lineage: Eukaryota; Metazoa; Chordata; Aves; Passeriformes; Hirundinidae. The record is from RefSeq and is a predicted model, not a curated record. Bases 310 to 2241 code for a protein of 643 amino acids. Gene Ontology annotation, molecular function: AMP kinase activity; ATP binding; ATP hydrolysis activity. Gene Ontology annotation, cellular component: cytoplasm.